Messenger RNA from Carlito syrichta (Philippine tarsier), 4645 nucleotides. RefSeq names its product phosphatidylinositol-5-phosphate 4-kinase type 2 beta (gene PIP4K2B). Gene Ontology annotation, molecular function: phosphatidylinositol kinase activity. Gene Ontology annotation, biological process: phosphatidylinositol metabolic process. Lineage: Eukaryota; Metazoa; Chordata; Mammalia; Primates; Tarsiidae. The coding region runs from base 106 to 1164 and encodes 352 amino acids. The record is from RefSeq and is a predicted model, not a curated record. The transcript is spliced from 10 exons.
UGCGUCCUCUGUGUUCCGGUGGUGUUCAUUUCCGUAGAUGUUGACUUCUCGUCCAUUGUGUGGUCCUCAGAGGUCAAUGAGCUGAGCAAUGUCCCCGUCCCUGUCAUGCUAAUGCCGGAUGACUUCAAAGCUUACAGCAAGAUCAAGGUGGACAAUCAUCUCUUCAAUAAGGAGAACCUCCCCAGCCGCUUUAAGUUUAAGGAGUACUGCCCCAUGGUGUUCCGAAAUCUUCGGGAGAGGUUUGGGAUUGAUGAUCAGGAUUACCAGAAUUCGGUGACGCGCAGCGCCCCCAUCAACAGUGACAGCCAGGGCCGGUGUGGCACACGUUUCCUCACCACCUACGACCGGCGCUUUGUCAUCAAGACUGUGUCCAGUGAGGAUGUCGCUGAGAUGCACAACAUCUUAAAGAAGUACCACCAGUUUAUAGUGGAGUGUCACGGCAACACGCUUUUGCCACAGUUCCUGGGCAUGUACCGCCUGACCGUGGACGGCGUAGAAACCUACAUGGUGGUCACCAGGAAUGUGUUCAGCCACCGGCUCACUGUGCACCGCAAGUAUGACCUCAAGGGUUCUACUGUUGCCAGAGAAGCGAGUGACAAGGAGAAGGCCAAGGACUUGCCAACAUUCAAAGACAACGACUUCCUCAACGAGGGGCAGAAGCUGCACGUGGGCGAGGAGAGUAAAAAGAACUUCCUGGAGAAGCUGAAGCGGGACGUGGAGUUCUUGGCCCAGCUGAAGAUUAUGGACUACAGCCUGCUGGUGGGCAUCCAUGAUGUGGACCGGGCAGAGCAGGAGGAGAUGGAGGUGGAGGAGCGAGUGGAGGACGAGGAGUGUGAGAAUGAUGGCGUGGGUGGCAGCCUGCUCUGCUCCUAUGGCACGCCUCCAGACAGCCCCGGCAACCUCCUCAGCUUCCCUCGGUUCUUCGGGCCUGGGGAGUUCGACCCCUCUGUGGACGUCUAUGCCAUGAAGAGCCAUGAGAGCGCCCCCAAGAAGGAGGUCUAUUUCAUGGCCAUCAUCGACAUCCUCACACCGUAUGAUGCUAAGAAGAAAGCUGCACAUGCCGCCAAGACGGUGAAACACGGGGCAGGGGCUGAGAUCUCGACUGUGAACCCCGAGCAGUACUCAAAACGCUUCAACGAGUUUAUGUCCAACAUCCUGACGUAGCUCUCUCCUGCCUUCAGCCCGAGCCAGAGCGCUGGACCCGGGGCCGGGGUGGGGAGAGGGAGAAGGGCAGACGUGGGCUUGGUGGGAGGGUGGGCGCGGGUGGGGGGCGUCGGGAGGACUUCAGCAGUGGGACUGCGGCCUGUGACCUGAAGGAGACUAGCUGGGGGGCCGUGCUGUGUGUGACGUGCUCACAGGAUGGGACCUCGCCUUCUGUCUACCCUUGGUUUUUUUCCCCUAUUUGACCCAGGUUAAAAGGGUUCCCUUUCAGUACCCUGUGACCUGCGAUGAUACCCUGGGGCUGGAGAUGACGUUGUGGGUUACUUGGGUUUUGUCAUCGCUCCAGGUUUGCUGUUUUGAUCAUGUGUGUCCGCCCCCUGUCCACCCUGCCCACACGCCCAGCUCUCACUUCCCUUGCAUUCAAGAGACACCUAGACCGACCGGCACAGGGGCCUCCUGGAGCGAAGGCCCUGGCGCCCAAGAGGAGGUAACGCCUCCGCCCUGCCACGUUUGAUCUUGUCUAGAUUGACUUUGUAAUGUGAUGGAGUGCUGUGCACAGCUCCUUCCACUCCUCUACCUGGGAUCCAAGUGACACGUCAUGUUGUCCUCCAUUCUGUCCUCCCUGAGGAGCACUCCAGGACCACAGCAGGUGUCUGGGAUCAGAACUGGACCUCAGAGAGGAGUGAGCUCAUUCUCAUGGGAUGGUGUGGGGUGGGGAGCUGCUGGGCCUUUGGAUGGCGGGUUCUCAGAGACCCCACAACCACCCGGGCCCUUGCAUUCUUGACCCUGGAGUUGAGAAGUCCCCUCUUCAAAGCCUGCCUCCCAUGGGGUCAGGAGGAGCCAGAAGGAACCUUUGGAUCUGGCAGGCCCGUGUUCAAGUGGCUAUCUCCCUUUGGGAGAACCCCGGCACCCGAUGAGUGUCACUUGGGGUCUGUGUCCUCUACCUGCUUCUUCCGGCCCCCGCCAGGCACCCUCACUUCCAGCCGCGGGUGUAGCUGGAGCAGAUCUCCAAGCACGGGGUGCCCUUUGCAGAGAUUCCUCUUCAAGCCCCAGGACUACCAUGGAGGUCACUGGCUCCCUGUGCCUGUGGUUUGUCACCUGGACAGUAACAGCCAGGAAGAUGCCCUGCGCCUUGGAGUGUGGCGCCCACACCUGGUUGCUUCUGAGUCACUUGGGGGUAUGACCGGGAAGUCCGCUGUGGAGGUUGACGUGGUCUGUGACCUGGCCCAGCCUUGGCGGUCUCUCCCCGUUGGCCUCUCAAGACUUCUGGCAGGUCUGCGGCCAUGGACUUCCCUGGAGGGAGUGGCCUCCUGCAGCUUCCUUCAGGGCUUUCACCCACCUUCAAAGCCUGCUGCCCAGACCCUGAGAGCUGAGCCCCACAUGUCGUUCUGACGCCAUUGGAGCAGGUUGGUCGGCCAGGAGAAAAAGCGUCCCCAACUGCUCUGCAUUGCAGGGGUACAUUCCAGCACCUUCUCAACCCUCGCCAGGAAGUGGGGCUUUGGGGUGAGCUAUGGCAAAACUUGUCGAUAACCCCAAGACGUGAAGCUCCGUGGCAUGGUUCUGAACGAGCGGGUUGGCUUCCUGUGGCUCCUACAAGCCUGGCCAGGCUCAGCUCUGGAGCAGGAACCUCACUCUCUGGGCCCUGCCCACAGCACAAAGGUCAGGAGGAAAUGGAGGUGGCAUUCUUGGACUUCCCUGGGGCUGCUGGGCCGGGGGCACCCUCCUGGAAGAGGCAGUUGGGGGUGAAACCACUGCCCUGGCCCCAGGAAGGGCCAUAGGUAGGGCUGAACAACAGGCAAGACCAAGAAGUGACAUGGGGAAAUGGGAACCAAACGGCUCAUGGAGAAAGCAGACGGGACUUGGGAGAGGGAUGAUGUGGGACGACGCCUGAUGUGAGUCCCCACCGUGGAAUCAAGAUGGAAGUCUCUCGGCCAGGCCCCAGGCCUCAAGCUCAGAGGCUGCUUCCCCACAGCCCGCAGCUGGGCUCCCCACUGGUCUGCGGAUCAUGUUGCCAUAACGUGUAUGACAAGUGUAACAACCUUCUCAGUUAAAGACACUACCAGGUAUCUAACUUGUUUAACAUCGAGUGUGUGUGUGCGCGCGAGUGUUUUAUAUAUUGUUUACAUUUUGAGAGGUAGCAUUCUGUUUCAAUUGCUUUUUUUUCUGACAGUAUUGUUGACUGGGUCACAACAUUUUGAGCUGUGGUUUGGUGGAUUUUAGAUUUUUUUUUUCCUUAGGGUUUUUUUUUAGGGUCAUUUUCUGUUCAAUCUUCAAAAUUUAAGGUUUGGCCCGCUGAUUCCUUUGGCGUUCAAAAGCUGUUUGUCUUGGUUUAUACACAUUUUCUUUCUCUUCUUUUUGUAAUGAUGGAGAUCCUGUUUGGUCUGCAGUCUGAAUGUGGAGAAUGUGAACUGACGCCCAAGCUUUGCCCCCUCCCUUCCCUCCCGAAUCCUGCCAUUUCUCUGGACAGUAGGAGGCAUAUGAGGGGGAGUGACUGCCCUCAGCCUCUCUCCUGGGGCUAUGAAGAAAAGCUCCACAGGGUCUUCCAGGAACAAAGGCAUAAGAAUACCACUGGGUCUGUCCGCAGCACAAGCUCCUUCCCUGUGCCCUGGGGGCUGCGGAACCUGGAGCCAGCAGCUCGGAGCAGACUUGCAGUGCUCUGAGCCCUUCUCUAGCUCAGGGGUUGCUGGUCUGUGGCUGUUCUCGCGGCACCCUCUCCUUUCCCAGACAGGCAGCUCCCCCCACCUCAUCUCCUGGUAGCAAGUGCUCAGGGCAUGAGCCUGGCUGCCUGCCCUUCUUUCUCCUGGUCGCAGUCUGCCGGGUCUGCCCAGGAAGCGGCCCAGACACACGGCUUUCCUCAGAGCCCGUCCCGCCCCCUCGGCAGCACCUGAGCUCCGCAGGCGUCCAGAGUCAGAGGGAACAGUGCUGAAACAGCCCUCAGAACUCUGGCCUGGGGUUCCCCCGAGUCCAGCAGCCUCACCUUUUGCUGGCAGUCGUGUGGGCCUGGGGUCCUCCAAGUGAAAACACAGACAACUGUCCCCAAGUCUGCCAGCCAUGUGCAGGAGCAGAGAUGUGACCAUGCCCCAUCUAGACAUGGCACUUGUGAGAGCCCCAAGGGAAGAGGGGAUGCAGCUGUCCCUCAGCAGGUUGCAACCAGGGAGGAGCCUCACAUGGGAGCCCUGCCCAUUCUCAGCCAUUUUGCAUAGAGGUGGGAGCUGACAACCGAGUGCUCAGCACACCCACCUGCCAGGUCAGGUCAUAAAAUAUGAGGGCGAACGCUGGGCUCCCCUGGGGGAAGGAUGAGCCACCACCACGUCGCGUGUGACUCGGUAGCCCGCUGCAACUUCCAUUUUUUAAAUAGGAAUUUUCAACCUUGUGCUUGUCUGAUGUCUGCUUUCAACAGUUCGAGACCCUGUUCCUGUUUUAAAAUGCAUGCGUGUUACAAUGAAUCUCCAACCCGAGGACAAAAUAAAACAAGCUUUGUGUA